AUGCCAGGGAUCGCGAGUGCCACAGGCCUCUUAGAAGCGCGCAUUCGGCCAACCUAUCGGCCGAAACCGAAGCACGUGGAACUUGCAGGUUUCACCAGACCAGCGCCCUUCAUUCUCAGACCUUUCUCCGGUCUUUUCAAUCCUUAUCCUUAUGGAUGUUCUAUACUGUGCAAUCAUCCGGCAGAUUGCGAAGCGAGAGAAGUUCUCAGACGUGCCAAAGAUACAUGGGCAACCGAGGGAAAAACUCUGUUGCUACCAGAAGAAAUGGAUAUGAUUCGAGCGAGUUUGGUUGCUGCAGGCAACAAUGCCACCGACGUAGGUGGAAACACUGGAGCUGAAUUGAUUAAUGAUGCCUCCACCGUCCCCGAGGAAUUAUUUCGAAAAUAUACGGAGACUGACUCGAGACCUUUGACCCCUGCACCUACGCUCGCCAGCGGUCCUCCUUUGACAAAUCGACCGACUCAGGAAGAGUUUCCGGUGACCUGCGAUCCACGAGAACGUACCACGUUAAUUCUCGAUCUUAGAACCAAUUCGCAAAAGCAAAUGGAAAACGAAACGCUGUCUUGGCACGCGUUGACUUUAGAACCACCGCCAACUCAUCGAAAAACUGAGAUUUUCGUUUGUAAACCGAGCUCGAGGCGUACGAUGCGCACACCGAAUCCAGCGGACGUUCCCGAUGCGUUCCCAAGCAUAGACGCAUGCGAUGAAUCGAAUUCCAUGGAGGAGGGAAAAGUUGUGGAGCCACGUAAAGAAGUGACGGUAAUUCGUAGAAGGGGGAAACGAUUGCGUAAAGGGAAACGCAGGAGAGGAUCCGGCUACGGGCAGCAAACAGAAGUUCGCGAUUUGUUCGAACCAACCGAUACUCAAAUUUCACAUAUAGGUGAUGGAUCUAGAAGAACGUCGAUCCAUACAAACAACAGUGAAGCAGAGAAUUUAGCAACCACUCCUAAAAAGAGCUCGGCCAUGAGUAACACACCUUCCAUGAUACCUUCUAGUUUCAUUGAUCCAGAUAUAUUGAAGCAUUUGUGCAGAGAAUUAGACAGCGAUAAAGUGGAAGCGGAAUUUUCAAUCAGAAGGAAAAUCGCAUUCGAGGAAGCUCUGAGAGUGAAGGGAGAGAGCUACUCGCACUCUAGGCGAUCGCAAAUGUUUUCAAAUCCCGCGCUGGUGGACACGCCGCGCGUGUUUUCCCGCCAAGCGGCUCGUUUCGAAAUUCUCGACAGCCAGAGUCUGCACGGAUUAACAAUUCUGGAUUAUUUAACGAAACACGUGUUCGUCACCUCGGGCAGGAAGUUGAUUUUCGGACGAGUGUUCAGCAAGUUUCAAGAGGACACGAUGGGAGGUGCUCGAUGCAUCUCGCCGAACAAUAUUUUCGAGGCUAUUCAGGACAUGAUUGGGAAACCUAUGACUCAAGACCAGGAGGCGUAUCUGAGUAACACGAUCGGCGAAAUUAAGGAAUCGUUGAAUUUCAGAACUUGGUGCGGUUUGUGCGCGGCGGUCGAACGACUAUUGUGCCCCCUUUCUUCGAAAGAAGUCGAUCCAGCCACGUGGCUCGAAAGGGUGGAUUUCGAGAGCUUAGAGCGAAGACUAAAGGCAGCUAACGUGGAUCCGAAACUGGCUCAGUUUUUAAGAGAAAUUCGUGAGAAAUGAUUCGUGAAAAUAUCGCGAUUCUUUCUCAUUUUAAAACUGUAAAAAUAUCGAUUCACUUCUUUCUAAUUUCCGUAGUUUGAGUAACGUCAGUAGCAUUAAUCAGAAGAUAAAGAAAAUACCGAGAUUUCAAGCAGUCAUUUAAAUAAAUUUAUAUUUUUAAACUGAAUGUUAUCUCUAAUAUAUAAGGCAUAGAAUAUAUUAUUG
This is a messenger RNA of Frieseomelitta varia, 1851 nucleotides long. RefSeq lists its product as uncharacterized. The record is from RefSeq and is a predicted model, not a curated record. NCBI's taxonomy places the organism in Eukaryota, Metazoa, Arthropoda, Insecta, Hymenoptera, Apidae. Bases 1 to 1647 code for a protein of 548 amino acids. The transcript has 8 exons.